This is a messenger RNA of Cucurbita maxima (winter squash), 1316 nucleotides long. RefSeq lists its product as uncharacterized. The transcript is spliced from 5 exons. The coding region runs from base 104 to 991 and encodes 295 amino acids. The record is from RefSeq and is a predicted model, not a curated record. Lineage: Eukaryota; Viridiplantae; Streptophyta; Magnoliopsida; Cucurbitales; Cucurbitaceae.
UGGGAAAUUGGCAAAGCACAUGCAAGAGGUAUUUUAGUAGAAGUAGGGACAUUGAAAAGUUUGAAUGUCUGAUAAAAUUUGUUAAGCUCAAAAUUCCAUUUCCAUGGAGCAACCUACAUUCAUCUCUCACCGGCGAGAUGAACCGGAGUUCAGCCUCCGUGAAUGGGCGGCGAAGGCCAAACUUAACCACAACCCCACCAUUUCCCGGCGAUUCUCCGGCUCCUACAUCAGAAGCUUUCGAGAAGACGCCAGGUCGUUUCGAUCAAACAUCACCAGCACCGCCUCCUCUCCCGGCUACCCUUUCGGAGACGAAAUUGACCCAGCUACGUAUUCGUUUACUAACGCCAUCAAGGCGCUGCAAGCCAGGUCGCUUAACAGUUGGGAAUGUUUUUCCCUCGAUGGGUUUACUUUGAAUUCGAAGUGGAAUGAAGCCGAGAAGUAUAUAUGUAAUCCACUUUCUGGGGAAGUUCCUAUGGAGUGUUUGUCUGCAAAAUCACUUAGUGGGAGGUCGUUUAGGAACUUAGCCAACAGAAUUGCAGUCUCUGCUCCUUUAGUUUACUCAAAUCAUCCACAACAGAUUCAAACAAAGCCAUGUUCCAUCACACAAGUAGUUCAGAAACUCCCAAUUUCAGAUAAGAAAGUGGAUGCCAAUGCUAUGACUAGAGAUGUGGGAACUCAAAGCACACCACCAAACGUUGGUUCAUCUAGUCCUAGUCCUGCUUCCACGCCUCCCAUCGUGGAUAGAGCAUUAAAGAGAUGCGAAUUGGAAGAAAACUCUCCCAGUUCCAAUUCUAAGGUUACUCCCGAGACAGAGGUGAUAAAAAGAGAAAUGGAAGAGGAGAGAGCAAAAGAAAAGGUACAUAGAGAAAUAAUGGCAGAAGAAAAGUGCAAGCAAGGGGGAUGCUUGUCAUGGAUGAAGAGGAAGCAGAAAGAGGAGCAGAGAUCAAGAAGAAAGAGGUUCCUUUCUCAUCUGAAACUAAAAGGGUGCUGAAGGAGAAGAGUGUUGAAAUGGUGAAGAACAAAACAUGGAAAAUGAGGGAGGUGGGGUUGUAGAGAAGAUUGCUCUGUAAACAAAGAUUUGGUUUAUUAAUGCAAAAUGGAAGAGAAAGGGCAGGUGGGGAAUGUGGGAUUGUAUGGGUAUCAUAAAGGUUGGCUUUGUGGGUUGUGGUCCUAUUUGCCUUGCUCCUCAACCACUUCAAUUUGUUCUUUGUCAUGGUGAAAGCAGGCCAACAGCUUAGACUUCACGUGCUUGCCUUUGUCUUUGUGUUCUGAAUUGUAGGGUAGGGCUCUUAAGGGCUUCUCCCUUCUGUUUUCAA